CUCCUCCUACGCGCCAGCCACCCCAACCACCGCGCAGGCCCCAGGAAGAGGAGGUGGAGGAGCAAGCGUGGCGUCGCUGCCCGCAUGGAUCCCAACCUGCGCUUCUGGAUUGCCGAACGCCAAUCUUUCGUGCGAAGAUUUCUUCAGUGGACGGAAAUACUAGAUCCUACAAAUUUAGUCCUCUCGGUUGAGAAAAUAGAAAAGUCGCGGCAACUACUGUUCACCAAUGGCGAUGCCUCCAAACCUGACUCAGCAGACUGCGGGGUACAGGAAGCAUGGAAAAGGAGUCUUUCGACGGUGCAUCCCGACAGCGGCAAGCUGAUCCCUGUUCUUUUCCGGCCGGCGGCUUUCUUGCCUCUUACGGCGCCCCUGAUGUUUUUCUCCAUGAUGCCAGCGAGAGGGCUGAAGUCACUGGUUUUACCCCAGGUUUCCUUCUAUGCCUACAUGUCAGCCUUCAACAUUGUCAAUGGCAACACCAGCUACAGCCACAGUUCCCUGGAGAGCAUGUUUGUUGGGGCAGGAGCCUUUGUUUCUUCAGCCUUCUUUGGGUUAAUUCCUCAUUUGGCCCGAAUGAGGUAUCCCCUGGAUAACCUGCUGGUCAAAAGAGUCUUGCCUGUCGUCUUCAUCGCCCAAGUGAGCGGGCUAAAUGUUUUUGCAUCCCGAAGCUUCGAGCCUGUUCGUGGGAUUGAGGUGAUGGACAAGGAAGGCAACGUCCUCGGCCAGUCCAGAAGAGCGGGGAAGAAGGCCGUGAGAGAAACAGCGCUGUCCAGGGCGGUGCUCUUUGGGAGCUCAGCUUUGAUUCCCGAGGUCUUCGUGUACUUCUUCAAGCGGACCCAGGUUUUCCUGAAAAGCCCCCAGUCGUUGUGGCCCCUGAAGCUGUCCUGUACCAUCCUGGCCAUGGGACUGAUGGUGCCAGGUUCUUUAAGCUUGUUUCCACAGGUCGGCCGGAUCGAGCGUGCCAAGCUGGAGGAGGAUAUCCAAUCAUUGACUGAAGAAGCAGAACUCUUCUAUCACAGGGGCGUGUAGCGGCUCAUCUCACCUGCCGACCUUCCUCUCAGGGAGGUUCCAGCUUAGAGACCUCUGCCAGUGGGCUUCCAGAGAUGCCACAGGCACCUGUGACAGGUGCCUUGUGAUGCCACGUGCUCAGAGAGUUGGCCAGGCCAGCCAGGUCUGGACUUUUGAGGCUGCCAGAGGAGCAGCAGGCAGGUGGGUGAUGGGAGAGUCAGCCUGGGAAAAGAAAACUGAAAUUACUAAUAAACUUGUCUGAGAACUUG
Molecule: messenger RNA, 1274 nt
Organism: Ochotona princeps (American pika)
Lineage: Eukaryota; Metazoa; Chordata; Mammalia; Lagomorpha; Ochotonidae
Gene: SFXN4
Product: sideroflexin 4
Exons: 14
Coding region: 85-1026 (313 amino acids)
Biological process (GO): monoatomic ion transport; mitochondrial transmembrane transport
Cellular component (GO): mitochondrial inner membrane
Molecular function (GO): monoatomic ion transmembrane transporter activity
Source: RefSeq, a predicted model, not a curated record